Messenger RNA from Aplosporella prunicola CBS 121167, 2820 nucleotides. RefSeq lists its product as uncharacterized. The record is from RefSeq and is a predicted model, not a curated record. Gene Ontology annotation, molecular function: protein binding. Lineage: Eukaryota; Fungi; Ascomycota; Dothideomycetes; Botryosphaeriales; Aplosporellaceae. The transcript is spliced from 8 exons. The coding region runs from base 140 to 2623 and encodes 827 amino acids. Gene Ontology annotation, cellular component: endosome.
GCUUUGCACUGCGGCUUGACCCGGAGCGCGCAAACGUCACCGAUUUUGUGUGCCCAAUGCCCCGCGGCCUUUCGGCGCCCACCUGCACCACCCAACCUCCAGAUACGCCCUUGAACUCGGGGCAGAAGAAGCAGUGGCCAUGUCUUCCAGCAAUAUCCUUUUCCUGCCUUUCCGUCGCACGCAUACCGUAUCUCUCUCGAAUGCGAUCAAGCAGUACAUCUCUACCAAAUAUGAUCAGCACCCGGACAUGUUCACCUCCGAUCUGGAGGCCAUCGAUAUCCUCCGCGCGAGCGCCGUUCACUCCAUCGAGCCGCACGCGAGCGGUAUCCGGAAGUUGGAAGCAUAUGGGGCUCAGCUGGUCUGGAUAGGCGGAAAAUUCCCUGUAGACAUUGGCGUAGAUUUCUCCUGGUACCCCGCGUUGGGGUACAACACGCAGCGCCCAGUUUCAGAAAACAACAUCCGCUUUGAAAUCGCUAAUAUCUUAUUCAACCUCGCGGCCAUGUUUUCUCAGCUGGCCAUCUCCGCGAACAGAACAACCACUGAGGGCCUGAAAUUGGCUUCCAACCAGUUCUGCCAAGCAGCGGGCGUGCUGUCCUACCUGAAGACAAACAUCAUCCCCGACCUGCGCACGAAUCCGCCCGAGGAUAUGGAUACGAUGACCUUGGAGAGCUUGGAACAACUUAUGUUGGCACAGGCGCAGGAGUGUUUCUGGCAAAAAGCCGUAAAGGACGGGCUGAAGGACGCCUCGAUAUCCAAACUUGCGGCUAAGGUAUCAGACCUCUACGCCGACGCGGGAGACUGGGGUAUCAAGUCCGACGCUAUCAGCAGCGAAUGGAUACACCACAUGAACGCCAAACACCACCAUUUUGCAGGCGCCGCGCAGUACAGGGCUGCUUGCGACUGUCUCGAGAAGCGCAAGUACGGUGAAGAAGUUGCUAGGCUAAAAGACAGCCUGAACUGCGUAAAUGAGGCGCUCAAGGAGUCUCGCUAUGUCAACAAGGCAGUGCAGGCAGACCUUAACGGCCUCAAGAACAGGGUAACUGAGGACUUGAAACGUGCAGAGAAAGACAAUGAUAUGAUAUAUCUUUUGCCCGUUCCUCCGAAACCUGAGCUCAAGGUGCUUGACCGCGCCACUAUGGUUUCCUCCAAGGUUCCGAAAGAGGUCUCCGAUCCGCUCUCCGUGCUUGGUGAUAACACUGAGCUUGGUCGCCCCUUGUUCUCGAAAUUAGUACCAUACUCUGUUCAUGUUGCAGCAAGCAUCUACGCCGAUAGAAGGGAUCGCGUUGUCAAUAAGACGAUUGACGAAUUUGAGGGUCUUACUGCUAGGAUACACGAAGUUCUUAAGAGUCUGAACCUCCCCGGUUCGUUACAGGCUCUGGAAAAGCCCCUUGGUCUGCCCCCUGGACUUGUGUCACACGCCGAAGAAAUACGUCAACAGGACGGCAUCAAUAGAUUAUUCCGCUCUAUUGAUGAAACCGAGAAACUCAAAGAAAACGAUCGGGCCGUUUAUCAGGAAGGUGUCGAUCUGCUUCGCUCUGAAACUGCCGAAGAUGAGCGAGCCAGAAGGAAAUACGGUACAGACCGAUGGAUCAGGCCGGCCUCGGCCGACGCCGCGGCGAAGCUGUAUGCGCAGGUCAGCGAGAUAGACGGAUAUCUCAAGUCCGCAGCCAACAGUGACAACAUUGUUCAAGGAAAACUCAAGGACACGGAAAGCCAUAUUCGGCUCCUAUCUGGCACAGAUCACGACCUUGAACAGUUUGUUCCCAGCAGUAGGCGGGUCGUCAUGACUGCAGCUGUGGAACGGGAGGCCACAAAACUCAGGGGGUGUCUGAACGAGGUCAGCAGGCUUGAGACCAGACGGAAGCGCAAGAUCGAGACUCUCAAAGCCAAAGCGAAGCAGGACGAUAUCAACCCCGAUUUACUGCAAGAAACGGCUCGGCUCGAGAGGGAGUACCCCAUGCAGAGCAUUGAGGCUGUGCAGUUUGAGGACCUUUUCGAGCAACGCCUGCACAAGUAUGACGUCGACAAUGACAUGGUAACGGAAGACGAGCAGGAGCAAGAGUCAGUUUUCCAACGCCUGCAGGACGCCAAUGCCGCAUUCGUUGCCGCCCGCCGCGGGGAUUCUUCGACGAGACAGCGCGAGCAAGCCCUGCAGCAGCUCGAAAACGCGUACUUCAAGUACAAGGAAAUCAUAUCGAAUCUGGACGUCGGCCGCAAGUUCUACAACGACCUUGCCAAGAUCACGGGAAGAUUCAGAGACGACUGCCGCAAUUUUUGCUACCAGCGGAGGGCUGAAGCCACACAAUUCGAGAGCGAUCUCUCGGACGCAAUGUCCUCGCUGCACCUGCAGCAAGCCAACGCGCUCCAACAGCAGAAGCAAGCAGACCAGGAGAACCGGCCGUACCCUGCUCCGGCACACGCGGGGCAAGCAGCGAUUCCCGCGCCAAUGCCGACGAGGGCAACGCCGGCAGCGGGUCCCACGAAUGGCAUGUGGACGCCCGACAUGCCUAUUCGGUUCGGCAGUGGAGGGCCAGGGCCAGCGGGUGCGGCACCCCAGGGUAGCGCCAAGGGCGCGGUGCAGGACGCGCGGUGGGAUCCGUCAAAGGGAAUGAAGUUUGCGUGAAGAUCAUGUCGGACGAGUGGCUGGGGCGCGGGCGGAGUGGCGCAGCAGCAGUUAAGUUAUAGAUAUAUACGUUGAAUGGGGCAUGAUAAUCAAUUGCCGGUCCUGGGAUUAACUAGAGGCGCGCGCGUCGUGUCUGCGUAGCUACGUAGUACCGUGGUAGAUUUGCCGGUUAACCUUAGAUAGGUAAAUCAAAAGGG